Molecule: messenger RNA, 2444 nt
Organism: Thlaspi arvense
Lineage: Eukaryota; Viridiplantae; Streptophyta; Magnoliopsida; Brassicales; Brassicaceae
Source: the annotation of a GenBank genome assembly
GAAGGUUGUUAGAAAUAAAACGAGAUAUUUCUCUCUGAUAUCAUAUUAGUAAAAUACUCUCAUUUCAUUAAUUGAAUAAAAACAUUACAAUUGAGGGUUUAUAUAUAUUUGACCAGGCCUAAACCAAAGCCACUAAACCAAACCAACUCUUUUUACAAUUGAACCAAUGAUACGUUUCAUCGAAGAUCUUGCUGGCCUUAUCCGAACUCACUCAUCAUCCAUAGAAACUCAUCAAUGCAGAAACCACACGUGUAUCUGAAUCAUCUAGCCCUCUCUUGAUCAAACCGCCAUGGAUAGUGAAAUCCAAAAACGGAUUCGUUAGAGCAGUACAGAUUCUCAAAACCAUAGCGAGAACUACUCCAUCGAAAUUUACUCCUCUGUUCUGUAGCUGAACAAAAUCAUCUAAGACUCUAGCAAAUUGGAUUCAUAUGCUAGAGAAGCUGUGCAUGAACUCUAAAAAGGCUAUGAUAUCGCAACGAUAUUCAACUCCAAGUUUACAUAUCUAUCACCGGUAUGGUACGACCUGAAGAGGUCGGUUAAGUGAUUGCCUCUUAUCUUCGGGUUUCCAGAAAUAUAGGUAGUGACAUUUUAGGUUUCUGUUUCUAGCAGCCAAGGAUCAGGCUUGGUUUUGGAAGGGAGACAAGAGCUUCGAUCAAGCGGCAAUGCAAUGGUACUUCAAUGCUGAUAUUGGCCAGAGAGCGAUUUUGAUUCUUGAUAUGCAAGUGGUCUUGUAAAGGUUCAUGCUCACUGAAAAGGAUGAAAGUUUUCACAGAGCUUGCUUGUUAAUGUUUGUCAUCAAUUUUAACCAAGACAUGAUCAAGAGGCAUCUCAUCCGAAAUGCCACGUGUCAAGCAAGUGGUGGCUAAAAUUGAUUACACAGUCCACGUCAGCUUACCAGAAACGGCUACAGGCUUGUCCUCCUCACACUUUUUCUUCCACUGCUUCUUUUCUCCUUAAUCUUUCUUAAUGAUACGGAGAGGACAAUUCUUGGUGUAGCGAGAGAUAGAGAGAGAGAGACAUGGAAGCUCUGAAAACUGCUAGCUUCAGCCCUAUCUCGGCUCUAUCGGAGAAGAGAUCAGAACCACGAAAGCCCUUCUCGCUCCCUAACCUCUUUCCACCGAAAUCAGCAAAACCAAUCUCCCAAGAAAGCUUCUUCAGGAGCUUCAAUGGCGGAUUGGCUCUUCUGACCUCUGUUCUAAGCAGUGCAGCCGCUCCUGCCAAAUCCCUGACGUACGAGGAAGCUCUGCAACAAUCUAUGACCGCUCCUUCAUCUUUUGAUUCAGACGGCUUGAUCGAUGGGAUAUCAAGUUUCGUCACGGACAAUCCUCUGGUUAUCGCCGGUGGGUUUGCUGCAUUUGCUGUUCCGUUUGUUCUGUCUCAGGUUCUGAACAAAAAGCCCAAAUCUUUUGGGGUUGAGUCUGCUAAGAAUGCUUACACCAAGUUGGGUACUGACGAAAAUGCUCAGUUGCUUGACAUAAGAGCCACUCCUGAUCUCAGACAAGUGGGCAGUCCUAAUAUUAAGGGUUUAGGUAAAAAGACGGUUUCUACUGUUUAUAACGGAGAAGACAAGCCUGGUUUCUUGAAGAAGCUCUCCUUGAAGUUUAAAGAUCCUGAGAAUACCACAUUGUUCAUUCUGGACAAGUUUGAUGGAAACUCCGAGCUUGUUGCUGAAUUGGUGGCUCUUAAUGGAUUCAAAUCUGCUUACGCUAUCAAAGAUGGAGCAGAGGGACCUAGAGGCUGGUUGAAUAGCGGUUUGCCUUGGGUAGAGCCAAAGAAGACUCUCAGUCUUGACUUGAGCAGUUUGACGGAUAGUAUCAGCGGUGUGUUUGGUGAGAGUUCUGAUGGUGUCUCUGUUGCUAUUGGAGUAGCUGCUGCUGCUGGAUUAAGUGUUUUAGCAUUCUCAGAGAUUGAAACCAUACUCCAACUACUAGGUUCAGCUGCACUUGUUCAGCUUGCAGGCAAGAAACUUCUAUUUGCUGAGGACCGAAAGCAAACUCUAAAACAAGUGGAUGAGUUCUUGAACACAAAGGUUGCCCCUAAAGAACUUGUUGAUGAAUUAAAGUACCCUGACUUGAAGCCUCCAGCAUCUCCGACACCAUCGCAGCCCUGAAAAAAAAUCUUAUAAAGAAGCAUCCUUUGUACUCACUCUGGCUUUUUCUCCUGCGAACAGAAUAACAAUAUUGGUCGAGUCUUGUAUCUUCUUCUUUUUCUGUUUUAUUUCUUUUCUUGGAGAACUUAGACGCUACCUUCUGUCGAAUAAGUGUACUCAGUUUCUUUUUUUUUUUUUUUUCCUUUAUACCGCCAUUGAUGCUGAGCUAAAGAGCUUAAGUUCAAAUAAUCGUUGACCAAGUCAAAUAUAUGAUUUUGCGCUAAUUGUUACAAUAAGAAGGGUCAGCCCAUAUUAGGCCCGGCCCAUAGUAGGAAAGGAAUUGAAUAGAACCAAA